Molecule: messenger RNA, 1282 nt
Organism: Ruditapes philippinarum (Manila clam)
Lineage: Eukaryota; Metazoa; Mollusca; Bivalvia; Venerida; Veneridae
Product: RNA-binding protein lark-like
Exons: 9
Coding region: 170-898 (242 amino acids)
Biological process (GO): mRNA splicing, via spliceosome
Cellular component (GO): nuclear speck
Molecular function (GO): mRNA binding; zinc ion binding
Source: RefSeq, a predicted model, not a curated record
UUCAUCACAAAGCUAUAAUUAUUAAUCUGUAAUAGACGACAACGAUAGUCGAGAUUUUAGUGGUUUUAACUUUAGCCUAUAUCAUCGCGUGGGUCAGCCAUUUUCCAUCAUUUUACGUCGCAGAAAAAGAAACUGUAAUAUCUUGGGCUUGCUUUAAUCAACCAUCAUCAUGUCAUACCGAGGAGGACGUGGAGGAGGUAGAGGUGGUGGUGGUGGUGGAGGGAAGAAACCAUACACAGUAUCAACAAAGCUUUAUAUUGGAAACAUACCCGAAACAUGCAGAAGAAUGGACUUGCAGAAAUUGUUUGAAAACUAUGGCAAAGUUGUUGAAUGUGACAUUGUGAAAAAUUAUGGGUUUGUGCAUUAUGAAAAUGAAGACGAAGCUAAGCAAGCAACUGCAGAAUUGAACAACACAGAAUUUGAGGGCUCAAUAUUGUCAGUUGAGCUGUCACACAGUCGAGUACGGCACAAGCCUGGGAUGGGAGGAAAACAGGAAUGUUACAGAUGUGGAAAAGAAGGUCACUGGUCUAAAGAUUGUCCAAAGGGACCAAGCCGACCAAAAGGUUAUUCUGAUCGCGGACCAGAUCCCUAUGACUACUACAGGGACAGAUAUCCACCCCCACCACCCCCAGACCGUUUCAGACCCUACCCAGAUCCCUAUGACAGGAGACCCCCAUUGCCUAGAGAUCCAUAUGCAGCCUACCCAAGAGAGAGAGAUCCUUACGCAAGACCACCACCAGAGUACUAUGGCAGAAGAGACCCAUAUGCUGCAUAUGACAGAAGGUCAGCGGACCCAUAUUUGGAUGAUUACUACAGAAGGUCUUCAGCAAGCUACUUGCCGCCGCCUCCGGGUACGAGAUUGUCACCAACGCCUCGAGCCCGCGUAGCUCCAUAUUAACGAGAGCGCAGAAGUCGGGACGCGAAGAUCAGAGAUGAUCGACAUUCAACACACUUGUUAACUAGAAGUAUCGUGAAAAUUUGGAGACAGAACGAUUCGUUAGACUUUAAAAGUCUUAAUACGUGCAAAUGAAGACUCAGUGUUUAUAUGUUUUUUUUACAUUGUCAUCGUGGUUUUAUAUUUUAAUUUCAUUUCGUCUUUAUGAACAAUCAUGCGUGUUUAUAUUAAUCAUUUUGUACUUUUAAUUUUGUGCGGGAAUAAUAUAGUAUCAGUUAUUUCGCAAGUCAGUACUGCUUCGUUAGUUCUUUUAUGAAACUUUAUGUUAUUGGAUCUUGUAUGUAAACGUGUUGGUUUCAAAUAAAGAGAUUACCCAUGUCAAACAAA